AUGAAGAGAGAAAGGCUAGAGAGCAAAGACAGAUUAAGUGCUUUACCAGAUUGCAUUCUUCUUCUCAUUCUAUCCUUUUUAUCUUCGGAACGUGCUGUUCAAACUUGCAUUUUGUCCCCAAGAUGGAACCAUCUCUGGAAGUGUCUUCCCACUCUUCGAUUAAACUCCUUCAACUUUAAGUAUUUCAAGGAUUUCACUCCAUUAGUAACUCUGAUUUUGUCUCUUCGAGAUAAUUCAACCGCACUACAUACUCUCACUGUUUACCGUGAUGGUGGAGUCCAGCCUCGCCUACUCAAAAGGGUCAUUAAUUAUGGCAUUUCACAUAAUGUCCAACACUUAGACAUCUAUGUCUCAUGUAACAUUCAACAUUUUCCUCGGACGUUAUUUUCAUCUCACACUUUGACAUCUCUUAAACUUCUUCACCCUAACUUUUAUAUUAUCAGAGAACAAUUUCCUUAUUCUUUGAAUUUGCCAUCAUUAACUGAAUUGCAUCUGCAUGCGUUUGCCUUUCCUGUUGGCGAUGAUGGUCGUGUUGAGCCUUUUUCGACAUUACAUAAGUUGAAUACUUUGAUCAUUGAUGAUUGUCACCUACAAAACCUUUGCAUAUUGAGUACCUCACUUGCCCGUUUAACUAUAGUCACCUGUGAUAAUCCUCCCGAUGCUUGUUGUGAAAUUGAGUUAUCUACUCCAAAUCUUUGUAUUUUUUCUUUUAUUGGUUCUCCUUUUCACAAACUCUAUGGGAUCAAAAGCAAUUUGUCUUCUAUUAAACACAUAGACAUUGAUCUAACCUUGAUGUUAAACUCUACAAAAUGUUCGUUAUUUCUACUCAACUGUCUGGUUGAGCUUGUUAAUGUUAAGUCAAUAACAGUUUCUUCACCAACUCUUCAAGUUCUUUCUUUAGUUGACUUAUUCAAGAUUCAUCUGCCUUCCUUGUGUAAGAUGAAGUCGCUUAAAGUGAAAAAGAAACAAUCUUCAUUCAUACCUGAUUUACUAGUGGAAUUUUUGCUCCAAAAUUCUCCUUCAACAAAGGUUGACAUCAUAGAUUGA
This is a messenger RNA of Vicia villosa (hairy vetch), 1047 nucleotides long. RefSeq names its product F-box/FBD/LRR-repeat protein At3g26920-like. Lineage: Eukaryota; Viridiplantae; Streptophyta; Magnoliopsida; Fabales; Fabaceae. Bases 1 to 1047 code for a protein of 348 amino acids. The record is from RefSeq and is a predicted model, not a curated record. The transcript has 2 exons. Gene Ontology annotation, molecular function: protein binding.